Molecule: messenger RNA, 2471 nt
Organism: Lingula anatina
Lineage: Eukaryota; Metazoa; Brachiopoda; Lingulata; Lingulida; Lingulidae
Product: steroid hormone receptor ERR2
Biological process (GO): retinoic acid receptor signaling pathway; regulation of DNA-templated transcription
Cellular component (GO): nucleus
Molecular function (GO): zinc ion binding; nuclear receptor activity; sequence-specific DNA binding
Source: RefSeq, a predicted model, not a curated record
CCUAAGAAAGAGGUAAAAAAGAUGGCGCGACGUGAAGACUUUCCAAAUAAUAACGAGAACGUUGCCGGCGCUGAGUGUUUAAUUUUGGCGAGUAAACAGGCAGAAAACUCUAUGGCUAUUGCUGGACAACAACAACAACAACAACAACAGGGCGGUGAUAGAAACGAUAAUGUCUCCGCUGGAUCAAUGGAGUACAAAGAUGGCAAUCAAUCAACGGAACAAGUUAUAUACGUCACAGCGGCACAGAGACAUGAGGAUACCGAUGAAGCUAUUGAUAUGUCUCAAAGAUCCCAAGCCAAUGCUACAUCCAACCAGACCCUACAGGAAGUCCAGAACACCAGCGUUGGAUACUACACCCAAAUUGCCAGCUCAGCCGAUGCUUCAAUGACUCCACAAAGUGGUGCUCAACAGGGGGAGCCAAAAGAGCCCCCCUCUACGAGCAUAGUUAUAACCAUGGAUUCUCCGUCAGUUGUCACCAGCUCUUCGUUGAAUACAGAUUAUCAGCUGGCUCACAGUCAGGAGACACCAGGCUACUGCUUGGUCUGCUCUGAUAAGGGAAGUGGCUAUCACUACUCAGUGUACUCGUGUGAAGGCUGCAAGGGUUUUUUCAAGCGCACAAUUCAGAAGAAUCUUGUGUAUCAGUGUAAAGACGCAGGGUUGUGCAUCAUCAACAAGUUCACUAGGAAUUCUUGUCAGUAUUGUCGCUUUCAGAGGUGUAUGGAAGUUGGGAUGAAAAGAGAAGCUGUGCGAGAAGAUCGCUCACCGGGCGGCAAACAUCGGGUGCGCAGACCUAAAGUGAUGGACUACAGCAACGAGAACCUGUUUCCUCUGGCCACAGAAGAGUACACGGACGAGAUCAUUGACAUGUUGGUAGCAGCCAAACCAGACCUGUUACCAGAACCAGAGCCAUUGUCAGAUGAUGUGGCCACAGAUGGCAAUGUGGUGGAUAUCAACCACUUGAUGAGAUAUGGAUACGGGGAACUGAAGAUGAUUAUACAGUGGGCCAAAAAAGUUCCUGGGUUUAGCUCAAUUUGCAUAGAAGAUCAGAUGGCCAUGUUGAAGAGUUCUUUCAUGGAAUUGAAUGUGUUUAGACUGGCUUACAGAUCCAAGGAAUUUGAAGGAGCCGUGAGAUUUGCUGAGAAUAUCUUGAUGUCCAAAGAAGAAUCUGUCGAGAUCGGAUGGGGUCAAGACCUGGUUCUGGCCACACUGGACUUUGUCCGACGGCUCAAGGACCUGUUUCUUGACCGCGUGGAGUUCUGUAUACUCAAUGGACUCAUACUAACAUAUCCUGAUGCAGCAGGAUUGAAGGAAAAAGAAAAAGUGCAAAUGUUGCAGGCCAAAAUUCUGGACAGUUUCCGUAAAUACGAGACCAGCAAGUUUCCGCACAACCCCAGACGAUACGGACGAGUUUUACUGCGCCUGCCUGCCUUACGAACAGUCAGUGCCAAAGCUGCAGAGAGAUUCUUGUCCAUGUCUUUGGACGGCACAGUAAAAUUGACAGGGCUUGUGACAGAGAUGUUAAAUGUAUGAGAAACGGUGGUUGUAGGUGUAUAAAUAAUGAAUUCAGGUUUUUCAACAUCCGGGUCAUCUUCGGUUGCAUUUCGCAUGGCAAGGGGUGAAGAAAUUGGGGUCAGUUUCAUCAAGACAGUGGAUUGUCAAUACAGUGUCCUUUGCUGAAUUUUAUUUUAAGAUGUGAUGCAGAAAAUUAUUGAUUAUUAAACUACUUCCUAAUUUUGGAAUUGGAUGGUAAACCCAAAAGACUUCUUGAAAUAGACCCCCCCCCCAACUUCAGUUGACAAACUUGGGCCUUUGUGUGCCCCAUAUCCUGUUCUUGUGACAAACAAUCCAACAUCCUGAAAAAUUAAAUACCUGCCUCUCUCUCUCUCUCUCUCUCUCAUUUUUUAAACCAAAGUUUAAUAUAAUGUAGAUAACAUUUUCAGGCAGCAUUUAGCCACAACUCUAUACACUUGUAGAUGACUACCUGGUGGCUUAUAUAUUUUAGGUGAACUUAAAUGAGUAAGCGAACUGAGAUAGCAGCAAAAAAAAGGGCAUUUAUGAACUUAACAACUGACACUGCAACCAUUACUGAGGCCAAUUUCACAAAGGGGGUAUAGCCCCAAAAUCGGUCUAACCUUUUGGACCCUAAAUUUGGUCUACUUAUGUUCAAAAUGAACCCAUAGUGGUCCACUUAGAUACAGUGAGUAUGGUCUAAAACAUUACCCUUGUCUCUCACGUUAAAAAACAGAUGCUGUAUUACAUUUAUGUGGACUGUUUCCAACCUAUUGUUCUUGUGAAAGGGGCCUCUGUUGUCUCUGCAAGGAGAUUUGUUUAUAGCAGUACGCUCAGCAUUAUUUUGGAUCUAUAUUUUAAUAAACUCGUCAUUAGCAGAGCAAUGUGCUUGUAGAUUAGUAAGUAUUGUUAAUUUUCAGUAAAAACAUCAAAUUGCAAAAUUUCAAAAAAAAAAAAAAAAA